AUGGGAAUCGACAUCGAAGCCGGAGGUCGCAAGAAAGUGAAGAAGAGAGAGGUGAAGUCGAAGAAUCCCUACCUGCGCCUCUUGUGCCAGCUCUACAAAUUCCUGGCGCGUCGUAGCGAGUCCAAGUUCAACAAGGUGAUCUCAAAGCGUCUCAACAUGUCCGCGAGGAAUCGACCGCCACUGUCCCUCUCCAAGUUGAUCAAGAACAUGGAGAACAAGGAGGGUAAGAUCGCAGUGGUGGUAGGCAAGGUGACGGACGACAAGCGCGUCUACGAUGUGCCGGAGCUGAAGGUGUGCGCGUUGGGCUUCACCGAAACCGCUCGUGCCAGGAUCGCAAAGGCUGGCGGCGAGUGCAUCACCUUCGACAGCCUGGCCAUGCGCAGUCCCUUAGGCAAGGGCACCGUGCUGCUGCGCGGUCCCUUGAAGGGCCGUGAAGCUGAGCGCCACUUCGGCAAGGCACCUGGGGUGCCUAACUCCAAGACCGCACCAUAUGUCCGCUCCAAGGGUCGCAAGUUCGAGAAGGCCCGUGGUCGCCGUCACGUGGCUGCAGCGGGGCAAAGAUCAAAGCUAUGGAAUGUCGUUCUCGUGGUUUCAAGGUCUAGGCUGAGAAUCCACCGGUGCACUCGAAACGCCUGUGGAAAAGAGGGCUGGGAGGCUGGGAGGGGUAUGUCCAACUGGAAACGAUGUGAUCGCCCGAGUGUCAGCCGCAAGCGCAGUACUACGCCACAGCCGCCGCCUGUUGCAGAGGAGAAGCUCUUGCGUCCCGCGCAUCUGCCGCCGGAGGGCGCCGAACCGAAGUUCCCCCGGGACGAUUCGGAGGAGUGGCCGCGGCGACGGUCGUCCCACAGUAGUCCAGUGCUCGCUAGGAGCUACUCUAGGCCCAAAGUCCUGGUGCGCGUCCUCUUGGCCUUCAGUGCUCUGAGUGCCUUUGCCCUCUUGCUCUUUGGUGGCCACGAGAGAGCUGAGAAGAUCGCCGUCUACCGGGAGUAUCUCAGACAGUCGAAACUCGAAGAGCUGCCGGAGUUGCGUGGUCGCUGGCAUCUGCUGGAUUCAGAGGAGAACUUCAGCUUCGUUUUGCAAGAAGUGCCUAUCAGCCCUGCAAUGCUAAGCGACUUCCACGAUCCUGGAGACGUGCAGCGUUUGCCUUUCAGUGGAGAAGCGGAUUUAGAUCCACCCCAGGACACCGUGCCGGAGCAGAAACGACUGAGUCGCUUCCUGCGGGCGGAGGUGCCAUUGAAGCUUCCCAGCACAGAGGCCCUGGAGGACUUAUACUUGGAAGCGCCGCAAGUGACCCUUGAGGUGAGUCAUCCCAAUGGCACGCUGCUGCUGCGCCAUCGCUUUGAGCUGCUGCGUAAAGUGGAAGGUGCCCUGCAGCUGCCGACUGCCCAGCUCUGCUACGUGCUACCACCAGGGCCCGGGCCCUUUGGGGCUGAGGUCUUGGGAUGCGAACAGACAGCAGCACUUUAUUCCUCCAGGUCGCAGCUCGAGACGCCGAGUCACGUCGCGGUGAUCUUGCGAAGCUAUGCAGAUCCCGUUGUGGUGGCCAGUCACCUCACACGAGGAUGCACCCGUAUGGUGAGCUCGGUGAGCUCUGCGCUGUGCGAAGAAGGUGCAGACACCUGCAGUGCAAAUGUCACAGAGCGCUGCUUCGGUCGACCGCGACGCCUCUUCCGCGUCUAUGGCCUUGCACUGCUGGGCUUAUGCUCGAUCAUGGCGGCGGCAGCGGAAGCAAUUCUCAGCCGUGGCUCCUGGAAGAGAAUACGAGCAUCUGUGUUUACCAUCUUCGGCUUCAUUUCAUUGGUGGCUUCAGUGCAUCUCCUAUACCAAGGGUGA
Cladocopium goreaui is the source of this 1833-nucleotide messenger RNA. NCBI's taxonomy places the organism in Eukaryota, Dinophyceae, Suessiales, Symbiodiniaceae. The record is from the annotation of a GenBank genome assembly.